AUGGACGAUGAGGGUAUCGAGCCAAAGUUCGAUGAUAUCCUGAAACUAGUAAAAUAUAGUGUCAAUCAAUCUAUGAGCAAGUUUGCCAGUCUAUUACAUCUCACCCUUAGAAUAGAGCAGUCUGAGAGCAAAAUGCAAUCAUUGAUGACGAAAGGGCCUCAGAGAGGUGGAUAUCGAGAAGGCUCCAUGAUGUCUAGUAAUGCAUAUAGACCUAGUGAGUAUAACAGGUUUCGUAGUACAUCCUCAACAGAUAAGUUACAAGAUGCAAGACAAACACCGCUGUGUUUUACACGUUUUCAAGAGGUGCAUACAAAGGUGA
Molecule: messenger RNA, 319 nt
Organism: Trichobilharzia regenti
Lineage: Eukaryota; Metazoa; Platyhelminthes; Trematoda; Strigeidida; Schistosomatidae
Source: the annotation of a GenBank genome assembly